GCGCCCCGCUCCCGCCAGAAUGGCAUUCAUCUGCAUUUAUCCAGCAUAUUUGAAUAACAAGAAGACAAUAGCAGAAGGAAGGAGGAUACCUAUAGACAAAGCUGUUGAAAAUCCCACCUCUGUGGAAAUCCAAGAUGUAUGUGCAGCAGUUGGAUUCAACGUGCUAUUAGAGAAAAAUAAGAUGUAUCCUAGAGAAUGGAACAGAGAUGUGCAGUACAGAGGUAGAGUACGAAUCCAGCUCAAACAAGAUGAUGGUAAUCCAUGUUUACCUCAGUUUCCAACACGUAAAUCGGUGAUGCUGUAUGCUGCAGAAACCAUUCCCAAACUGAAAACAAGGACCCAAAAGAUGGGAGGUAGUGAGCAAAGCCUUCAGCAAGGAGAAGGGAGCAAGAAAGGUAAAGGAAAGAAAAAGAAAUGACUUCACGUCUGGAAUAAUCAUUACAUCAAAUAGUUGUACAUAGGAAAAAUGCGGAUGGACACAUUAUUUGCUGCAACUUUGAAGUGAAAGAUAGAAGCAAGAAAUAACCAAGUAAAGCUGAAUAGAACUGCCUGCUUUUCCAGAACUGGAAUGCAUGUAGCUGCCUCGCAUAUGUGUAACAUUAAAUUUGUCUUCACACGCAGUCUGCAAGUUGAAGCUAGCAUCCACUUGUACAAGUGGAAUAAUAUAGGCAAAUGGGGUGGGUGGGUGGAGAAAUUGUUCUUUCCAGAAGAACUAAGCAGCUUUUGCUAAAUAAAUAUUCUUAUGCAGACUAGCUAUCUGAAAACUGGUUGCCUUAGUAAACCAUUUAUCUAUGCUCGUGAAGUGAUUGUCUCAAUUCUAGAGCAUGUCAGUUAUAGGAAAAUGUAAAUCUGUGAAGUUAUUGCUCUGAGAACUUCCCUUGCUAAUAAUUUUUCAUAAUUGUCAAGUGUACUAAUGAAGGUGACAUGUUAAUUUUUGAAAAUAUAAUUUUAUAGGAUACUUUUUCCAAAAGUGUUUAAUUUUUCCUGCACAGUCUGUUGUAAAGAAGUCAGUGAUAUGACUGUAUGGAUAAUAAGGUAAAGUUUUAAGAUUAUGUGGGAAAAAAAAAAAAAGCUCCCUUUUGUGUCUUGUAUAAUAUGCAAUACGAUAUUAUCCUAUUUUGGGUAGUUGUUUGAGAGUUUAGGAAACGUAGCUUUAUUUUCUACCUGUCAAAUACUAUUUCAGAUGUGUGAGGCUUGCAAUAUCUGGUAACAAUAUAUAUUUUUUAUGUAGUCCACAGACAUGGACAGAAAGUUAUUUGA
Molecule: messenger RNA, 1260 nt
Organism: Athene cunicularia (burrowing owl)
Lineage: Eukaryota; Metazoa; Chordata; Aves; Strigiformes; Strigidae
Gene: SRP19
Product: signal recognition particle 19
Exons: 5
Coding region: 20-418 (132 amino acids)
Biological process (GO): SRP-dependent cotranslational protein targeting to membrane; SRP-dependent cotranslational protein targeting to membrane, signal sequence recognition
Cellular component (GO): signal recognition particle, endoplasmic reticulum targeting
Molecular function (GO): 7S RNA binding
Source: RefSeq, a predicted model, not a curated record